Aplosporella prunicola CBS 121167 is the source of this 655-nucleotide messenger RNA. RefSeq lists its product as uncharacterized. The transcript is spliced from 2 exons. Bases 223 to 564 code for a protein of 113 amino acids. The record is from RefSeq and is a predicted model, not a curated record. Lineage: Eukaryota; Fungi; Ascomycota; Dothideomycetes; Botryosphaeriales; Aplosporellaceae.
CGCUUUGCUCCUUGGCCAUGGAGAACUUGCGCGAGUGGCCGAAGCCGGUGGGGGCGCGCGGUCUGGUAGGCGUAAAGGAAGACAUGACGGCAAUUGGUUCGGCGAUUUAGAGAGAGAAAAAGACUACAGCGUCACGGUUGCGGGAGGGCUGGGCGGUUAUAUGGGCUGGACGGGAAGCACACGCCAGACACGGCUCGGAUCGGGGGUAGGCAAAGCUUGACGAUGCUUGGCCGUCAGGAGGCGGCAUUUCGUGCCUUUCAUGACGGAGGGGUGCAGGACAAGGCAUGGAGCUCGAGGAUGAUUCGUGUUCCCCGGCGCGGUCCCAGCGCCCGACUCAGGAGGUGUUUCAUCUCGCUGCGACUCGGUGUGUGUCAGUGGAGGGCAUCAUUGGUGAUGGCGAUGGGCAAAUGGGUUGCCCUGGCCGUCUUGAUGCUGACGUCUUUGGUCUCCUCGGGCGAAACUCGUGAGGGUGAGGGUGUAAGGUUAUUUCGUUGUUCUAUUUUGCUGACGCGGGGAAGCUUGCGGGGUCUACCGCUUCUCACACCACUUUUGCGAAAAUCCUAGCCCGUCUGGACAACUCACAUGCUUCCGCCACGCCCGCGGGAGAUCACCCUCUCCACAGUCGUCUAUCUCAGAUCUACCUUAUAACGACGAC